AUGUCCGCUUCGUCUGCGCUCAAGUUCAUCCCCCGCCGCUCGGGGAGCCGUGGAUGGGCAGACCACUCGUGGCUCAAGACCUACCACACCUUUAACUUUGCCUCGUACUACGACCCCAACUACGAGUCGUGGGGUCCCCUCCGUGUCAUCAACGAGGACCGCGUCGAUGCAGGAACCGGUUUCGGUCUCCACCGUCACCGCGAGUUCCAGAUCUGGUCGUACAUCGUCGAUGGCGAGCUCGAGCACAAGGACUCGCUCGGCAACACCGAGAUCAUGAAGCGCGGCGACGUCCAGAUGACGUCAACCGGCACUGGUAUCGCCCACUCGGAGUACAACCGCAACAAGAAGCAGCAGGUCCACUUCUUGCAGAUCUGGGCCCUGCCAAACAAGUCUGGUUUGUCGCCAACUUACUACAACCGCCACUUUACCGACGAGGAGAAGCGCGACAAGCUCGUCAAGGUCGUCGCGCCUGCUGGCUCCGAAGGAUGCAGUGACGAGCGCAACGCAUCCGGCCCGACUCCUGUCCACGCCGCGUUGACGAUGUACGCCUCGAUCCUGUCGCCCAAGUCGACCCUCAAACACACGCUCGCACCGACGACGACCAAAGCCCUCGUGCACAACAUCAUGCGGUCGGGGUACCGCUCUCCGUCGACUGCCGCGAGCGACAAGUACGAGGACGGCGGCGCGAUGGUGCAGCUCAACAGCGGGCUCAUCCUCGAGGAAGGCGACGGCGCGUUCAUCCAGGUCAACAAGACGUCGGACGGCAGUCGCGAGAUCGAGUUCAAGAAUGUCGGCGAGCGCGACGCAGAGUUCCUCGUCUUCGAGAUGGAGGACUAA
This is a messenger RNA of Rhodotorula toruloides NP11, 837 nucleotides long. RefSeq names its product pirin family protein. The record is from RefSeq and is a predicted model, not a curated record. Bases 1 to 837 code for a protein of 278 amino acids. Lineage: Eukaryota; Fungi; Basidiomycota; Microbotryomycetes; Sporidiobolales; Sporidiobolaceae. The transcript has 6 exons.